AUGUCUCAACGUAUUGGUCCCACGGCGCUGGCUUACGCGCGAACAUGGCACCAUGUGGAUGCUAGCAACCGGGUCCUCGGAAAACUUGCUCAACGAAUUGCGAUUGUGCUUAUGGGAAAGCAUAAGCCGAUAUUCGAUAAAGGAGGCAAGUAUCAAAUAGGGUUGGACUAUGUCUGCGUAACGAAUGCGCGCAAAGUUAUUGUCACUGGACGCAAGGCCGACCAGAUCGUCUAUCGACAUCAUACAAUGUACCCUGGAGGUCUAAAGGAGAUCAAGUACAAAACCAUGAUGGAACGAAAACCGGAUGAGAUCAUUCGUCAGGCUGUCUCGGGGAUGCUCCCCAAGAACAGGUUACGAGAUAGGCGGUUGGAGCGAUUAAGGAUAUUUGAAGGACCUGAGAACCCUCUACAAGCAAACAUAAAGAAGAACUGGGAGGUCCCUCAGAAGGGUUUGACUCAGGUCUCUUCCUGA
Molecule: messenger RNA, 471 nt
Organism: Rhizoctonia solani
Lineage: Eukaryota; Fungi; Basidiomycota; Agaricomycetes; Cantharellales; Ceratobasidiaceae
Product: ribosomal protein L13
Exons: 4
Coding region: 1-471 (156 amino acids)
Biological process (GO): negative regulation of translation; translation
Cellular component (GO): mitochondrial large ribosomal subunit; ribosome
Molecular function (GO): structural constituent of ribosome; mRNA binding
Source: RefSeq, a predicted model, not a curated record